UGACCGGACCGCGGAGAGCAGCUUCGAGAGGAUGUCCCAUGGAGGUCGAGAGGAGAAAGAACUUGUCGGUGCUGAAUUUGGUUGAGUUUUCGGGGAACUUUCAGAGUCUGUCCGGCGAUAAUAACCAGCAUCCUCUGGGGUUAAAUCACCCUGAAGUGCCAGCUCAAGUCUGAUAUCCAGUGUCAGCAGAUGGUGAUUCCAGGAUGAACCCCAUUAUCUGCCUCCACUACAACUACACAGGGAAGCUGGGCCACCGGAACUGCUCGGGCUCCAGCCCAGGCACCGUCGACGCCAAAACCACGGUGUUCCUCAUCAUUUGCUGCCUGAUCGUCCUGGAGAACCUCACUGUCCUGGUGGCCAUAUGGAGGAACCACAAGUUCCACAACCGCAUGUACUUCUUCAUCGGUAACCUGGCGUUGUGCGACCUCCUGGCUGGAGUUGCCUACGCGGUAAACCUGUUCCUGUCCGGAGAGAAGACCCUGCAACUCUCCACCACGGUCUGGUUCAUCAGAGAGGGCAGCAUGUUUGUAGCACUUAGUGCCUCCAUCUUCAGUCUCCUGGCUAUCGCCAUUGAGAGACACCUGACCAUGAUCAAAAUGAGGCCUUACAACAGCAACAAGAACUACAGGGUCUUUCUGCUGAUCGGCGCCUGCUGGGUCGUUGGCAUAACGCUUGGAGCUUUACCAAUCUUAGGGUGGAACUGCUUGGACAACCUCAGCGACUGCUCCAAAGUCCUCCCUCUUUACAGCAAGAAAUAUGUAGCCUUCUGUAUCACAGUGUUCAUGGGUUUGCUGUUAGCCAUGUCCAUCCUGUACGCACGCAUCUACAUCCUCGUCAAGUCCAGCAGCCGGAAAGUAAGCAAGCACAGCAGCUCGGAGCACGCCAUGUCCUUGCUGCGCACCGUCAUCAUCGUAGUCGGGGUUUUCAUCGUCUGCUGGACACCCGUUUUUAUCUUACUCCUGGUUGACGUGUCGUCUGAGGAGCGCUUCUUCAUCAUCUACAACGCAGAGUGGUUCAUUAUCGUGGCCAUGCUCAACUCAGCCAUGAACCCGGUCAUCUACACUCUGGCCAGUCGAGAGAUGAGACGGGCCUUCCUGGGUCUGAUCUGCGGCGCCUGCUACAGGCAUAGGGGUUCCGCCACAGGCAGCGGGAACAGGCAGUAUUUGGAGCCCAGCCGGAGCCGGAGCAAGUCGUGGAGCAGCCAGAACAACCCCAACCAGCAGCACCAGCCCAGCUCCAGUCAGGCAGAACUGGAAAAGGAUCGAGAGGCAGAUCCCGGCAAAGCCUCUGGGAGGAAAGGAGCCGCGUGGGAAGAAAAAGACUGAAAAGACGGAAAUAAUCCAAUGUGGAGAGAAUGACUGGCAAACAAACAAAACUGGUCCAGAAUUGAACAUUCCUGCAGUGAGCUGUGACCUUGAUGCAGGUGCAUGGUGGCAUUUGCAAUUGGGAAGUAUGUGCAACCUCUGUCAUUGAAAGGCUUCUUAAGAUACUCCCAUUUGACCUUAACCAUAUCAGCACCCAAGUAGAAUACACAUGACGGAUGAGAGGGUAUAAAGAAAGGUAUGUAUAAAGACUAUUACAGGCUUAUUAUCUUGGGGGAGGGGGCAAGCUAAAGUUGUUUUCAUACCAGAAUAGGAAGUGUACAUUUGUUGUUAAUUUAUUGACUAAAAAGUAGAUCCUGUCACUUAAGGAAGGGUUUGAAAAAAGCAGAAAUGGAUCCGUAAGAAAAAGUACAUUUACUCUACAAAAAAAGUAAGAAACGAAAAUGUAUGUAAACGUUGUUCCACAAAUCGCAUAGUCUUAUCUUGUUUUAUUAUACAGUAUUAUAUAUAUUAUGUCUUGUUGUAAAUGCAUGUUGUAGCCAUACUGUAACAUAAGUGUGCUCAUUCAUACAGCAGAGCUGCAGUUUUAGUGGUGUCAGGGCUCCAUCUGCUGGUCAUGGAUGGUACUGAUGCAAAAAAAAAAAGGUAAUGGCCCUGAAAUGAACCAAGCCUGGUCAGUCCUGGGACUACCAUGUGCUGUAAGUUACUGUAGCCAUAUCGGGGCGCCUUCCAGCAUUUCCAUGAGCUGGUCCCAAAUCUGGAUAAUUGCAAAGGGAUUGGGUCAGGAGGGGGCAUCCGCCGGAAAAGGAAGCCGGAUUACGCCUGGCAACCCUUGAAGGGAACAGCCCAAAAGAAAACAUACAAAACUUGGGUUGAGGAGGAUGUAAAUUAUAAGUUAAUUUAUGUUGGAUUUUUUAUGAUGAAAUGACUAGAAUUGACACUACAUAAUUAAAAGUAAACUGGUCGUUUACUUCACUCUCCUUUACCUCAUAGUAACAGUAGAGUAACAUAUUAUUUAGGAUUUAAAAAUCCUGUUCACAGUUGAAAUUUUGAUUAUUUUCACCAAAAAAUGUGUAAUAAUUUUGAUACAUUGAAAUGCAAUUUUAAACCAUUGGCAGCUGCUUGUUAAUCUAAUUUAAAAUGAUUUAAAGGAUUUUUUUCACACACAAACAUGAAAAAAUCUCAGAUUAGGUGUCAGAGAAGAGAACAGACAACAAUUUACAAACUCAGACUUCCAGAUUCCAACUUCAGAAGAGUCCUUUCAAAUGUUACAUAUCUGUCACUGACUUUCUGAAAUCUGUCUUUCAAUUGUUGUAGUUGCCCAAUUAGUUUUUUGAAAUAAAUCAUAUAGUGAUUCCUUUCUGUAUGUUGUUACAGAAACAUUGCCUGAUUGUCUUGAGAUUGCACUUAAGGAGUAGGAUAAUCUGUCGAGAAAAAUCUUUAUUAUUGUGUUGUUGUUGGGAAAACUUCCAUUUAAGUUAUGUGUAACUCAAAGUUACUGGAUCACAAAUUGUUCAGUUUUUAAGAAAAAAACAUUGUAAAAAGUUUAAGCAGGAAUGUUUACCCAAAAAAACUGUUGGUUGUCCUAAAAAUAAACCUAUUUGCAUCGUAUCAUCAUUGGGCGAUUAUUGUGUGUCCGCGUUAGAGAAAUAAAAUUCACUUAUAGCCUUUA
Oryzias latipes (Japanese medaka) is the source of this 2994-nucleotide messenger RNA. RefSeq names its product sphingosine-1-phosphate receptor 3b (gene s1pr3b). Lineage: Eukaryota; Metazoa; Chordata; Actinopteri; Beloniformes; Adrianichthyidae. Gene Ontology annotation, cellular component: membrane. The record is from RefSeq and is a predicted model, not a curated record. Gene Ontology annotation, biological process: G protein-coupled receptor signaling pathway. Gene Ontology annotation, molecular function: sphingosine-1-phosphate receptor activity.